AUUGAGUUAUCUUCAAUCGAGUAUCGUGUUUGCAAUCUUUCGCACCCGUAUUUUUCGCGUUUCAAAUUUUCGUCGUUCGCGGCUGGAGUGUUUUCUUUUGCAUUCGCAAAAACCGGAUUACAUUUGUUCAAAUUGGAAUUACGUGCUGUUGCUAGUAACUAGUAAUAUAAUCGCAGCGGAUUUAUUAACAGAUCGGAAGGUUCUACACAGCCCGUGUGGAGGCGCAAGAAAAUUGUCAGUGCUUUUGAACGGAGAACGAUAACUGCUGGUUGAUACCAUAGAGAAUCUUAUAUCUCUAGUAAAAUAGUGUUCCAUAGUGUGAGUGCAAUUCAAAUUCGUUGUGUGGAGGCAGUACAUCAUAGUCAUCAUUACAAUCAAGGUCGAUCAAAUCCUUAGAAAUGCGCAGUGUGCGAAGCAGCCUCACUAUCGGACGACUGGCGAUCUAUCCAAGGAAUUCUAAUAUACGGACAGGGCUACUGUGUCUGCUAGCGUCACACCAGCAUAACCUCCACCACCAGUGCCCCUCCUCGGAUCACAGUCAGUGCUGCAGCAAAGCCUGCACUCAGACAACGCCACAACAGAAUAACCGAGCGCCACAGUUGCGUCGAUUCCACGUCUCGACUGCCUGCGAUAAAUCAUCGAAGGGGGGUUCGAAUCCUCCUUCCGGUUCCGAUGGCGGCAGUGGUUCAUCCGCCUCGGGCUCUGGUAGCUCUAAUGGUGGUGGUAAAAACGGCAACGGCAAGGAACCCCCAAACAAGAAGAAUGUUCUCUCCUGCCCGAAGUGCGGCGACCCGUGCACACACGUGGAAACGUUCGUAAGCUCGACGAGGUUUGUCAAAUGCGAAAAAUGCCAUCAUUUCUUCGUUGUGCUGAGCGAGGUGGACUCCAAGAAAACCAUUAAAGAUACGGAGACCAAAGGUCAACGUAAGCCACCGCCACCACCGAAGAAAAUCAUGGAAUACCUAGAUAAACAUGUCGUUGGACAGGAACUGGCCAAGAAAGUGUUAUCAGUGGCUGUGUACAACCAUUACAAACGUAUCUAUCACAAUCUUCCGCCACCGUCCAGUGCUGGGGGAAACCAAUCGGCAUCACAGCAAAUCGAUUCAGUGUCUCGCAGUGGAGAUCUGCUUCAUAUUUCCGGCAUCGGACAUACUAUGAUGAGUUCCGCCCCGACGGAAGUUCCGCGCCCUCCACUGACCUCCUCUAAUGCCUCGCAAGCUCAUCACCCGGGGUCGGAACUGUUGGAUAAGAAAACCCAUGAGCUGAAGCUGGAGAAAAGCAACAUUCUAAUGUUGGGUCCAACGGGCUCGGGUAAAACACUGCUUGCACAAACGAUUGCACGCUGUUUGGAUGUUCCAUUUGCUAUUUGCGAUUGCACCACACUCACGCAGGCUGGUUACGUGGGAGAAGACAUAGAGAGUGUUAUCGCGAAAUUGCUUCAAGACGCCAACUACAGCGUUGAUCGUGCUCAAACCGGAAUUGUGUUCCUUGAUGAAGUGGAUAAGAUUGGCGCCGUGCCCGGGAUUCACCAGUUGAGAGAUGUCGGUGGUGAGGGGGUUCAACAAGGCAUGCUGAAAAUGUUGGAAGGUACCAUCGUAAAUGUACCAGAACGAAAUUCACCGAGAAAGUUACGAGGCGAAACGGUACAAGUCGAUACCACUAACAUUCUGUUUGUUGCGUCCGGCGCAUACACUGGUUUGGAUCGGUUGAUUGCGAGGAGAUUGAAUGAGAAGUAUUUAGGUUUUGGUAUGCCUGCGAGUUCUUCCGAGGGUCGACGGGCGGCUCAAGCGUCUGCAGCACCAAUGGACAACGAUCAAGUCGAACGUGAUGCCAAUUUGCGGAAAGUUCAAGCAAAAGAUUUAGUAGAAUUUGGAAUGAUUCCUGAAUUCGUAGGGCGAUUCCCAGUGCUUGUGCCGUUCCAUAGUCUAGACGUUGAGAUGUUGGUUCGAAUUCUAACUGAACCUCGAAACGCUCUGGUGCCUCAGUACAAAGCUUUACUAGGCAUGGACCAAGUUGAGUUGACCUUCGCCGAUGAUGCUCUUAAACAGAUUGCUCAGUUGGCGAUGGAAAGACAGACUGGUGCUCGUGGACUAAGAGCCAUAAUGGAAACUCUCCUGCUUGAGCCAAUGUUCGAGGUACCCGGGUCGGAUGUAAAGACCGUGCAUAUCACGGAGGAAUGCGCGCGGGGUCAUGCCGAGCCAACCUACAUCCGCAGAAAUCACUUGAAUUCGGCCAGCUGCGGACCGGAUACGCCCAACAGCAACAAUACGUCCCAAGCGCCUGAGGAGGAAGAGAACACCAAACUUCGUGUUAAACAAUGAGACCUCCUGUGAUAGAAAUAUACGCGCAGAUUUUUAGGGUUUUUACAGCUAGGAAGUAUUAGAAGAAAAACUUCUAACUCUUUGUGUACGUGUUUAUUUCCUAUUGUUGACGGAGAUCGAGUCGGACAUUUCUGUUGGCUGGGAACAAGAUCUCAGAGUAUCGAAUGAGCGAAAUGUGUCCUUCGCGUUGAACAGUUACAAAAAAACGGGGGAAAAAGUAGAGAAUUGUGUAUAUCUACGUCCCUGCGUAAAUUAAGUGGGUGGACAUGAUGUGAUUGAUUUCCGUUUAUUAUAAAAUAUCGGCUCAGCUCUACAAAUAGCAACGUUUCAAUUUCUUCUCCUUUACCUAAAUUCUGCUGUUACCUUCUUGUUAUUGUUUCAUUGGAAACAAAUGAACUUCUAUUUUCUAGCUGCUUAAAAUAACAAUUCAAGCUAUUCAUAGACUAGGGAAGAGUGUAAAUAAUUAUAUUCUAGAGAUAGUUAUCGUAAAAAAAGGACACGUCAGUAGGACGUAAACUGCAAACACUAUUUAGGGUAAAUAUAGGUGAAAUAAUUCCUCCGAUGAACGAAGAAUAGAA
Messenger RNA from Toxorhynchites rutilus septentrionalis, 2899 nucleotides. RefSeq names its product ATP-dependent Clp protease ATP-binding subunit clpX-like, mitochondrial. The record is from RefSeq and is a predicted model, not a curated record. Gene Ontology annotation, cellular component: mitochondrial matrix. The coding region runs from base 399 to 2321 and encodes 640 amino acids. Gene Ontology annotation, biological process: protein catabolic process; proteolysis; protein folding. The transcript is spliced from 7 exons. Gene Ontology annotation, molecular function: ATP binding; protein dimerization activity; ATP-dependent protein folding chaperone. NCBI's taxonomy places the organism in Eukaryota, Metazoa, Arthropoda, Insecta, Diptera, Culicidae.